AUGUCAUUCAACAAAAUAGACAAGAAAAAUAAUCUUCUAGCUGAUGUAAUUGAAGCUAGUGGGAUCUUGUCAGAUGGCACAGAAUCAUUUCCUCCAUCUAUAAAUGCAAAAUCUGCAUUGUCUAAUCAGGAAGAAAAAAUAUCGGAGGAACUAGAAGAACCAACUGAAACGGUUGUGAUUGAAAAAGAAACGGAAGUCUUAAAUGUCGAAGAGACAUGGACUGAUGAAUCUAGGUUACAAGAAAUAGCACCAUUAGAAAAUGAUGAAAAACAAAACGAAGAAGUUUUAAAUGUAGACACAUCAUUGAGUCUUGAAGAUAUUAAUUUACCAUUAAGUCAGUUGGAAGAUGGACAGAUACUAGAAAUUCAGACACAAGAUGAUGCAGGUGUUCUUAGUGAAUCUACAAGAAUAACUAAAGAAAUGUUGGAGCUUUUACAACAAGCUGGUCUUCAUAUACAAGAGAUUGAAGUUAAAAGUGAUUUGUCAAAUGAUAGUUAUCAAGGAUCGGUGCCAGUUAAAUCUACCAAUGAGGAAGAAGCCGUCGAAAUGAAAAAUAAAGAGAGCUGCGAAUUAUUAAAACAUGAAGAUAAUGAUUCUUGUGAGAAACUAAUCCUCUGUCAGCAAGAUGAAUACGAAUCAUCCGAAGUGGAUAAAACCAUCAAUGAGUCCACCCAAUCCAAAAAUAUCCAAAUUCUGGAAAACAAAGAAUUGGAAUGUGUAGAAGAAGAUUCUCAAUCAGACGAACAAGCCACCGUUAUUGAGUUAUUGAACACGGAGUUUACUACAUCACAAAUAGAUGCUGCUCAGUUUAUUGAAACACACAGUGAUGAUAUUCCAGAUGUUAAUUUAGUAAAAUGCAGUACAGAUAACAGAGAAGAAAACAGCAACAUUAAUGAAAUUCCAGACAUGCAUUUUCCCACAGACACCUUUCAGAAUACAGAUGAUGUGAAGGUAGAAUAUAUCUCAUCCAUUCGGGAAGAAGAAAUUAAAGAAAUCUAUCAGAAAGAGGGGGAAGUGGAUGAUGUCAAAAACAUUGAUAUAGAUGUGCACAGCAAUGUCAGAGUGGAACCCAGUGGACUGGAUACUAGUAGUAUGAAUUUAGAAGAUUUUACCAGCCAACGUGUGGAAGGAAACACUCCAGAACACUGCAGUGAUGUUGAAAUUGUUAAUAAUGAAUUAGAAAACUCAAAUGUUGUUGAGAUUUCCGAAGAACAAACUGUUAAUAGAACUGAAGACAUACCAAUGGCACAAACUCCGGAAAAAGCUCCACAAACAACCAAAAUAGAACCAGUUAAACAAUUGGAAAGUCCUUCAGAAGUUGUAGAGGAACCAGAAACACCACCCUCAGAGGGUAGUAAUGCAGAUGUUCCCAUUAGGAGAAAGAGAAAGUUACCAAUAGAACUGCAAGAGUUGCCACACCUAACAGGAUGGUCAAGAAUGGCUUCGGGAUUGUUGGAGAAAGUGGGUAAAUAUAGAGGUUCGGGUCGACUGGUGGGUGCCGCUCAUUGGUUUUUACAACCCGUUACACCUGCUGAUGCUCCAGGAUAUUAUGAUAUAGUGAAGAAACCUAUGGAUUUUUCUACUAUCAAAAAGAAAUUAGAAGGUGGCCAAUAUAAAAAUUUGGAAGAAUUUCACGCCGACAUGAUGCUAGUGAAAGCCAAUUGCGAUUUAUACAAUCCUCCAGGACACGAAGCGAGAACGGACGGAGAAGAGGUUUUCACUUUUUACCUGCAAGAGUAUAAUAGAAUUGUUGAAAAGUGGCAGAAAAGCCACUUGUUGUCCAGCUCUCGACGUUCCAAAUCUAGUAAAGAGUAAAUAUUAGCAACAUGACUCAUUCUGUAUUUAAGUUUGUUCUUUCCGAUUUUUUAAAAAUCGACUCAAAAAUGUCUUCCAUCAUUUUAAUUGUAAAUUUAUCUGAAGAUUCGUUGUGUAAAUGAUACUCUUUAAUUAGAUUUAAAUGAAUUUUACAUCGUCCUUAAUGGGGAUUUGUUCCAAAUUGCCAUUAAGUCCUUCUGUUUCUUUUUUUAAUCUGUAAAUAGAUUUCAUUAAAUUUUUCUUACAAUCAU
Molecule: messenger RNA, 2066 nt
Organism: Centruroides sculpturatus (bark scorpion)
Lineage: Eukaryota; Metazoa; Arthropoda; Arachnida; Scorpiones; Buthidae
Product: bromodomain-containing factor 1-like
Exons: 12
Coding region: 1-1815 (604 amino acids)
Biological process (GO): chromatin remodeling; regulation of DNA-templated transcription
Cellular component (GO): nucleus; chromatin
Source: RefSeq, a predicted model, not a curated record